GGCUACAGAGGAGGAAAACUUUGGCAUUUACUAAAGUCUGAUCAGUUUUUUGUUUUGUGUGUGAAAUUUACUUUGAUAUUUUUGUUUCUUAAUAUUUUAUAUUAUUAAUCUAUCAGUUUGUGACUUUGUAAAAUUCAGUAUAACAAUGGGUUCUGUUGAGCAGCCCUGGCAGUAUAAUUUCCCCCCUUUCUUUACCAUCCAACCAAAUAUUGACACUCGUAAGAAACAGUUGGAGGCUUGGUGCCGACUUGUUCUUGAUAUACAAAAACAACGGAAAAGUUACUCUCUAGAUGUCAAUGAAGCUCAGAAUUCCAUUUUUAGCAAUAAAGAUAUUAAUAGGAAGCUACCACUGGACGGAAUUUACAUGGUUCUUGAUGAGCUUUGUAAGAAGGGGCAUAUUGAAUGGAAAGAUCCAAAAACAAAGAAAGAGUGUUUGGUGAUGUGGCGCACUCCGGAAGAAUGGGGUAAAUUGAUAUACAAGUACAUAUCUGACCGGAGCAUGAUAAAUACAGUUUGUACGUUGUUUGAAAUAUCAAAUGGGGAUGAAACAGAAGGUGAAGAAUUUCAUCAAUUAGAUGACUGGCUUUUAGUCAGAGCUCUUAAAUCUUUGGAAAUAGAUGGAAAGGCAGAAAUGAUGGGCACUGAAGGGGUGAAAUUCUUUUAGUUCAGCCCAGGGAAGCUUUGAAUAAUCAGCAUAAAAAUGAACGGUUGAAAAAUGUAACUAGUGGUUAUAAACAUGAUUAAAAUCUGGUAUUAAUGAAAUUGAAUGUAUUAUAAAGUGUUUGUAUUUUGUUUGCAAAGAUUUUGAUUUUUCUUUUAAGUACGAAAAACUUCUGGAAGGUGUUAUAAUAAUUCCAUAUGCUUGUUUGAUUUUUUU
Molecule: messenger RNA, 877 nt
Organism: Ruditapes philippinarum (Manila clam)
Lineage: Eukaryota; Metazoa; Mollusca; Bivalvia; Venerida; Veneridae
Product: vacuolar protein-sorting-associated protein 25-like
Exons: 1
Coding region: 146-664 (172 amino acids)
Biological process (GO): protein transport to vacuole involved in ubiquitin-dependent protein catabolic process via the multivesicular body sorting pathway
Cellular component (GO): ESCRT II complex
Molecular function (GO): structural molecule activity; protein homodimerization activity
Source: RefSeq, a predicted model, not a curated record